AUGCACAGUAUGCUCAGCUCAGUGGAUGUAAAGUCAGAGGUCCCUGUGGGCCUGGAGCCCAUCUCCCCUUUAGACCUGCGGACAGACCUCAGGAUGAUGAUGCCCGUGGUGGACCCUGUCGUCCGGGAGAAGCAGCUGCAGCAGGAGCUACUCCUCAUCCAGCAACAGCAGCAGAUCCAGAAGCAGCUCCUGAUUGCCGAAUUUCAGAAGCAGCAUGAGAACUUGACCCGGCAACACCAGGCCCAGCUUCAGGAACACAUCAAGUUGCAACAGGAACUUCUAGCCAUAAAACAGCAACAAGAACUCCUAGAAAAGGAGCAGAAACUGGAGCAGCAGAGGCAAGAACAGGAAGUAGAGAGGCAUCGCAGAGAACAGCAGCUUCCUCCUCUCAGAGGCAAAGAGAGAGGACGAGAAAGGGCAGUGGCAAGUACAGAAGUAAAGCAGAAGCUUCAAGAAUUCCUGUUGAGUAAAUCAGCAACAAAAGACACUCCAACUAAUGGAAAAAAUCAUUCCGCGAGCCGCCAUCCCAAGCUCUGGUACACGGCUGCCCACCAUACAUCAUUGGAUCAAAGCUCUCCACCCCUGAGUGGGACAUCUCCGAACUACAAAUACACAUUACCAGGAGCACAAGAUGCAAAGGACGAUUUCCCACUUCGGAAAACUGCCUCUGAGCCCAACUUGAAGGUGCGGUCCAGGUUAAAACAGAAAGUGGCAGAGAGGAGAAGCAGCCCCUUACUCAGGCGGAAGGAUGGAAAUGUUGUCACUUCAUUCAAGAAGCGAAUGUUUGAGGUGACAGAGUCCUCCGUCAGUAGCAGUUCUCCUGGGUCGGGUCCCAGUUCCCCAAACAAUGGGCCCACUGGAAAUGUCACUGAAAAUGAGACUUCGGUUUUGCCACCAACUCCUCAUGCGGAGCAAAUGGUUUCACAGCAACGCAUUCUGAUUCACGAAGAUUCCAUGAACCUGCUAAGUCUUUAUACCUCUCCCUCUUUGCCCAAUAUCACCUUGGGACUGCCAGCAGUACCAACCCAGCUCAAUGCUUCGAAUUCACUCAAAGAAAAACAGAAGUGCGAGGCCCAGACCCUUAGGCCAGGCGUCCCCCUGCCUGGGCAGUACGGGGGCAGCAUCCCUGCACCUUCCAGCCACCCCCACGUCGCCCUGGAGGGAAAGCCCAACAGCAGCCACCAGGCUCUCCUGCAGCAUUUACUAUUGAAAGAACAAAUGCGACAGCAGAAGCUUCUUGUAGCUGGUGGCGUUCCCUUACAUCCUCAUUCUCCAUUGGCAACAAAAGAGAGAAUUUCACCUGGCAUUAGAGGUACCCACAAAUUACCCCGUCACAGACCCCUGAAUCGAACCCAGUCUGCACCGUUGCCUCAGAGCACCUUGGCUCAGCUGGUCAUUCAGCAGCAACACCAGCAAUUCUUGGAGAAGCAGAAGCAAUACCAGCAACAGAUCCACAUGAAUAAACUGCUUUCGAAAUCUAUUGAACAACUGAAGCAACCAGGCAGGCACCUGGAGGAAGCGGAGGAGGAGCUUCAGGGGGACCAGGCGAUGCAGGAAGACAGAGCGCCCUCUAGUGGCAACAGCACUAGGAGCGACAGCAGUGCUUGUGUGGAGGACACACUGGGACAAGUUGGGGCUGUGAAGGUCAAGGAGGAGCCAGUGGACAGUGAUGAAGAUGCUCAGAUCCAGGAAAUGGAAUCUGGGGAGCAGGCUGCUUUUAUGCAACAGCAGCCCUUCCUGGAACCCCAGCACGCACGUGCGCGCCAAGCUCCGCUGGCUGUGGUUGGCAUGGAUGGAUUAGAGAAACAUCCUCUUGUCUCCAGGACUCUCUCCUCCCCUGCUGCCUCCAUGUUACCCCACCCAGCCGUGGACCGCCCGCUCCAGCCUGGCUCUGCAACUGGAAUUGCCUAUGACCCUCUGAUGCUGAAACACCAAUGCAUUUGUGGCAAUUCUACCACCCACCCUGAGCAUGCUGGACGGAUACAGAGCAUCUGGUCACGGCUGCAAGAAACUGGGCUGCUAAAUAAAUGUGAGUGGAUUCAAGGUCGAAAAGCCAGCCUGGAGGAAAUACAGCUUGUUCACUCUGCACAUCACUCACUGCUGUAUGGCACCAACCCCAUGGAUGGACAGAAACUGGACCCCAGGACGCUCCUAGGUGAUGCCUCUCAAAAGUUUUUUUCUUCAUUACCUUGUGGUGGACUUGGGGUGGACAGUGACACCAUUUGGAAUGAGCUGCACUCGUCCGGGGCUGCACGCAUGGCUGUUGGCUGUGUCAUCGAGCUGGCUUCCAAAGUGGCCUCAGGAGAGCUGAAGAACGGCUUUGCUGUUGUGAGGCCCCCAGGCCAUCACGCGGAAGAAUCCACAGCCAUGGGGUUCUGCUUUUUUAAUUCAGUUGCAAUUACCGCCAAAUACUUGAGAGACCAACUAAAUAUAAGCAAGAUAUUGAUUGUAGAUCUGGAUGUUCACCAUGGAAAUGGUACACAGCAGGCUUUUUAUGCUGACCCCAGCAUCCUGUACAUUUCACUCCAUCGCUAUGAUGAAGGGAACUUUUUCCCUGGCAGUGGAGCCCCAAAUGAGAUUGGAACAGGCCUUGGAGAAGGAUACAACAUAAAUAUUGCCUGGACAGGUGGCCUGGAUCCCCCCAUGGGAGAUAUUGAGUACCUUGAAGCAUUCAGGACUGUGGUGAUGCCUGUGGCCAAGGAGUUUGAUCCAGACAUGGUCCUAGUUUCCGCUGGAUUUGAUGCCGUAGAAGGCCACGCCCCUCCUCUGGGGGGAUACAAAGUGACAGCAAAAUGCUUUGGUCACUUGACGAAGCAAUUGAUGACAUUGGCUGAAGGACAUGUGGUGUUGGCUCUAGAAGGAGGACAUGAUCUCACAGCCAUCUGCGAUGCAUCAGAAGCCUGUGUAAAUGCCCUUCUAGGAAAUGAGCUGGACCCACUUGCUGAAGACACUCUCCACCAAACUCCGAAUGUGAAUGCUGUUACCUCUUUACAGAAGAUCAUUGAAAUUCAAAGCAAGUACUGGAAGUCAGUAAGAACGGCAGCUGUGCCAAGGGGCUGUGCUUUGGCUGGGGCUCAGUUGCAAGAGGAGACAGACACCGUUUCUGCCCUGGCCUCCCUGACGGUGGAUGUGGAACAGCCCUUCGCUCAAGAAGACAGCAGAAUCGCUGGUGAGCCUAUGGAAGAGGAGCCAGCCUUGUGA
Molecule: messenger RNA, 3201 nt
Organism: Pipistrellus nathusii (Nathusius's pipistrelle)
Lineage: Eukaryota; Metazoa; Chordata; Mammalia; Chiroptera; Vespertilionidae
Source: the annotation of a GenBank genome assembly